UAGCAAUGAAAAAGAAAAAUAGAAAAGAAAAAGGAAAGAGAAAACCAAAGCUGAGUCCAAGUUUCACCACCCCAACAAAAGAGAAAACAAAGAGAAGCAAAACCUCAAGAAAGCUUCUCUUCACCAAACCUUUACCUUAAGUUUAUAUCCACCACAACCUUCUCUCAUCUCCAAACAAUUCUCAUCUUCUCUUCACAAUUCAAUCUCUCCAUGCAUCUUUUCCGACGAAAGUCUUCCUUACUCUCUUCGGAGACAUUCUCUAUGAAACAAGGAGGAUCCAAUGGCCGGAAAGGUGGCAACCUCUCGGUCUUCAUUGUCGUCUUCUCCGUCUUCCUUUUUCGCCAUGUUCAUGUACAAUGAAGAUGUUAAAUCCAUUGCUGAAUUCCCCUUCUCCUCAAAGUCCACCAAAUCUCAAGACACCCUCACCUCCUCCACCACCACCACCACCAUCACCACCCCAGGGCCAACCACCAUCACCACCACCACCACCACCAAUUUAGAACCAUCUGAAAGUGAUAACCAUGAUGAUAGUGAUAUACCAAAGAAGGUGAAGAAAGCAAAGAAGAAGAAGAAGAAGAAGGCUAAGGAAUUUGAACAACAGAAAGAAAUCAAGUUGCCGGAGGAGGAGGUGGCGCCACUGGAGAAGGUGGUGGUGCAUGUGCCGGAGACUUGUGACUUGUUUGAUGGUGCUUGGAUACUCGAUAACUCGACACGCCCGCUUUACAAAGAGCAUGAGUGUGAGUUCCUCACCGAGCAGGUUACAUGCAUGCGCAAUGGCCGGAAAGACGAUACGUAUCAGAAAUGGCGGUGGCAGCCCAAAGACUGCAAUUUGCCCAAGUUCGAUGCGAGAUUGUUGUUGGAGAGAUUGCGAGGGAAAAGGCUGAUGUUUGUCGGGGAUUCCUUGAACCGAAACCAGUGGGAAUCAAUGGUGUGCCUGGUUCAGUCUGUGAUACCGGAAGGAAAGAAGAAGCUUGUGAAGAAUGGAUCGUUGAAUGUUUUUACAGCAGAGGAAUAUGAUGCUACGGUGGAGUUUUAUUGGGCACCAUUCUUGGUUGAGUCUAACUCUGAUGAUCCAGACAAGCAUAGCAUUCUUGACAGGAUAAUCAUGCCAAACUCAAUUGAGAAGCAUGGGGAAAAUUGGAAAGGAGUGGACUACCUAAUUUUUAACACUUACAUUUGGUGGAUGAACACACCAGACAUGAAAGUCUUGCGGGGAUCAUUUGAAGAAGGGUCGAAGGAGUACGACGAGAUCGAUCGGGCAAUUGCAUAUGAUCAAGUUCUCAAAACAUGGGCAAAAUGGGUGGAUGAGAACAUAGACCCAGAACAUACUAUGGUGUUCUUCAGCAGCAUGUCUCCCCUACACCUCAAGCCAAAAGACUGGGACAACCCGGACGGAAUCAAAUGUGCCAAAGAGACAUAUCCGAUCAUCGAAUGGAAGAUUUACUUCAACAUAGGAUCAGACUGGAGAUUGUUCGAUGUGGCAGUGAAAACAACGAGCUCGUUGCAGCGAGUACCGGUGUCUUUCCUCAACAUAACAGGAUUAUCAGAGCUACGGAAAGAUGCACACACGUCGGUGCACACAAUCCGACAAGGAAAGCUGUUGACACCAGAGCAGAAGGCAAACCCACAAGUCUAUGCUGAUUGCAUCCAUUGGUGUCUCCCAGGGUCUCCCAGAUGUAUGGAAUGAGUUCAUAUACACACGCAUAGUUUCUAGCCCUUGGCGCACGUGACACAAACAAUACUCAUGGCAUGCCAUUCCUUGUCUAUGUCUCUCUUGAAUUAUUUUUUUUCUUCUUUGAUUAAUUUUUGUUUUACUUGUAAUGAAGUCUAGUUUUGGUUUCUUUUCAUUGGUUGGUGGGGUUAGGUCUUGACUUGGGGAGAGAAGGUUCAUU
Messenger RNA from Dioscorea cayenensis subsp. rotundata (Guinea yam), 1892 nucleotides. RefSeq names its product protein ESKIMO 1. Gene Ontology annotation, cellular component: Golgi apparatus. Bases 281 to 1687 code for a protein of 468 amino acids. Gene Ontology annotation, molecular function: O-acetyltransferase activity. NCBI's taxonomy places the organism in Eukaryota, Viridiplantae, Streptophyta, Magnoliopsida, Dioscoreales, Dioscoreaceae. The record is from RefSeq and is a predicted model, not a curated record. The transcript has 5 exons.